GAGAACGUAGGCAAAGUUUAGCCUUCGUUCUCAUAUUUAUUAGGUAUUAAAUUAUAUUCUCUCAUACCAGAUAUUAGUUUACAUUAAGUAUAAAUUGAUCUGUAUUACUGAUUUCUGUAAUAUCGCUCGUGUACAAUAAAAUAAUUAGUCCUAUAAGAUUAUUAUUGAGUUAUGUCUCGUAAUAAACAACAUGAGGAGACUGAUAAACUUACACGAAUUGCAAUCGUCAAUGCCGAUCGAUGUAAGCCAAAACGAUGCAGACAAGAAUGCAAGAAAAGCUGCCCCGUAGUUCGUAUGGGUAAGCUUUGUAUUGAAGUAACGCCCAAUGACAAGAUAGCUACUAUAUCUGAAGAACUUUGCAUCGGAUGUGGUAUCUGUGUUAAGAAAUGCCCAUUUGAUGCUAUUACAAUUAUUAAUGUACCAUCAAAUCUGGAGAAACACACUACGCAUCGUUAUUCCAAGAACUCAUUCAAGCUUCAUCGUCUCCCAAUACCCCGGCCAGGAGAAGUUUUAGGGUUAGUAGGUCAAAACGGGAUUGGUAAAUCUACUGCUCUAAAAAUUCUUGCUGGCAAGCAGAAACCCAACUUGGGUAGAUAUUCCGAUCCUCCAGAUUGGCAAGAAAUUUUGUCCCAUUUUCGAGGUUCAGAGUUGCAGAACUAUUUUACUAAGAUUCUUGAAGAUGAUUUAAAGGCCCUCAUCAAGCCUCAAUAUGUAGAUCAGAUCCCUAAGGCUGUCAAAGGAACAGUAGGACAAUUGCUUGAUAAGAAAGAUGAUAGAAAAAACCAACCUGAAAUAUGUGAAAUGCUUGAUUUAUCUCACAUCCGUGAUCGUGAAAUUGCUGCAUUGUCUGGUGGGGAGCUUCAACGUUUUGCUUGUGCUAUGGUUUGCAUCCAAAAUGGAGACAUUUUCAUGUUUGAUGAGCCCUCUUCAUAUUUAGAUGUAAAACAACGUCUUAAUGCUGCUCGCACUAUACGUUCCCUGAUACAUCCUGAUAAGUUCAUAAUAGUGGUUGAACAUGACUUGUCUGUGCUAGAUUAUUUAUCAGAUUUUAUAUGCUGUUUGUAUGGUGUGCCUGGUGCUUAUGGUGUUGUGACUAUGCCUUUCUCUGUAAGAGAAGGUAUAAAUAUUUUCCUUGAUGGAUUUGUACCCACUGAGAACAUGAGAUUUAGAACUGAAUCAUUGGUUUUUAAGGUUGCUGAAUCUGCUACAGAAGAAGAGAUUAAAAGAAUGAAUCAUUAUGAAUAUCCUGAGAUGUCUAAAAAAAUGGGCGACUUUAGUCUUAAAGUGAUGCCGGGUGAAUUUUCUGACUCUGAGAUUUUGGUUUUACUUGGUGAAAAUGGAACUGGAAAGACUACAUUCAUCAGAAUGUUAGCAGGCAAUUUAGAACCCGAUGAAGGUUCUGGCCAAUUGCCGCAGCUGCACAUUAGUUAUAAACCACAAAAAAUAUCCCCUAAAUCCCAGGGCAUGGUUAGAAAUUUGCUGCAUGACAAAAUAAGAGAUGCAUAUGUACAUCCACAGUUUAUAACAGAUGUUAUGAAGCCAAUGAAAAUUGAGGAAAUUAUGGAUCAAGAAGUGCAAAACUUGUCUGGUGGUGAAUUGCAACGAGUUGCCUUAGUGCUUUGUUUAGGAAAGCCUGCUGAUGUGUACCUGAUUGAUGAGCCGUCUGCUUACCUUGAUUCUGAACAGCGUUUAGUUGCUGCUAAAGUUAUAAAGCGGUUUAUUCUGCAUGCCAAACGAACAGGAUUUGUAGUAGAGCACGAUUUCAUAAUGGCAACAUAUCUAGCCGACCGAGUCAUUGUGUUUGAAGGAACACCAUCCUCAAAUGCAACGGCUCAUGCUCCUCAAUCACUGCUCAAUGGGAUGAAUAAAUUCUUAGAGCUACUCGGUAUCACUUUUAGACGUGAUCCUAAUAAUUUCCGACCUAGGAUCAAUAAGCAUGCUUCUGUCAAGGAUAUGGAACAAAAAAGGGCAGGCCAGUAUUUCUUCCUGGAAGACUAAAUGAAUGUUAUAUUUAUAUUGGAUUUAUACUGUUAUAACUGUCACAACAAAGAUGACCUGCCACCAAUGUAUUUCCAAUUAAAUAAAUGAAUGUAUUAUGUACUGUAAUAAAAUCAGUUUUAUACAACUACUGUAUUUAUUUCAGAAAUUAAUUAGUUAAUUUAAUACAUAGAAAUCUAUUAUUAUCUAUAUAUGAAUAUUCAUUAUUAACUUUUUAAUUAACAUCAUGAGAUCAUACUCGCAAAGUAUUUAUAAAUACAUAAUAUAUUGUCGUG
Molecule: messenger RNA, 2273 nt
Organism: Parnassius mnemosyne (clouded apollo)
Lineage: Eukaryota; Metazoa; Arthropoda; Insecta; Lepidoptera; Papilionidae
Source: the annotation of a GenBank genome assembly